This is a messenger RNA of Andrographis paniculata, 1673 nucleotides long. RefSeq lists its product as uncharacterized. Gene Ontology annotation, biological process: base-excision repair. NCBI's taxonomy places the organism in Eukaryota, Viridiplantae, Streptophyta, Magnoliopsida, Lamiales, Acanthaceae. Gene Ontology annotation, molecular function: DNA-3-methyladenine glycosylase activity. The transcript is spliced from 5 exons. The coding region runs from base 317 to 1477 and encodes 386 amino acids. The record is from RefSeq and is a predicted model, not a curated record.
AGCAUUUAAUGGUUCGUAGUGUCCUCACCUACUUCUCCCUCUCUAGAAACAUCCAUAAUUGCUCUCCCCGUCGCUGAUCGGCCGCCGCACCAAUUUCUCCUCCGCCGUCAGUGGCAGCGCCGCCACACCGGGACUGGAUCGUACCUCUGUGGAAUGAUUUGUCCACUAUCUCUCUAGUGUAUUGAUCGAUUUUCUGCCAUCGUCACUGUGCCACGAUGCGCUGCCCGGAGAAGCCCUAAUUACCUUUCUGCAAUGCUCGUUCUGAAAUUCCGCUUUCUAACUGUGAUUUUGAGGAGCCUCGCGCUUGGAUUCGACAAUGUCUGGACCACCGGUGGCUAAAUCGAUGAGUUUUGCGGACCAGGAGGCGCGUUCCGUGCUUGGACCAGCUGGAAAUAAAGCCAGAUCUGUGGAGUUACGGAAGCCGGUAGUGAAGCUGAAGAGCGAGAAGGUGCUGCAUUCGUCCGAGACGGCGUUUCAGGCGCCGGAAAUGACGGUGGAGCAAAUUCCAUCUCCGGUGGGUUUUAGGAAGAGUGUAAGCAAUGCCGCCUCGGUUCUGAGGCAGCGCCAGCAUAAUUUGUCGCUAAAUGCUUCGUGUUCUUCAGAAGCCUCGACGGAUUCUUCACACAGUAGGGCUUCUACAGGAAGGAUCAGCCGUCGGACUUCCGCUUCGACUCCGCCUUUGAGGAGGAAGCAACAAUGUGGCUGGAAAGGCGAGAAAAUUGAGAAGAUGGAGGGAAAUGGGAAGAUAAUUGGAGCUGAGAGUGAAUGUACGAUGGUCGAUGGUUCCAUGGUUAAGAAAAGGUGUGCUUGGGUGACUUCCAAUACUGAACCACUGUACACCGUAUUCCAUGACGAAGAAUGGGGGCUUCCGGUUCAUGAUGACAAGAAACUUUUCGAACUGCUUAGCUUAUCUACUGCAUUGGCUGAACUAACAUGGCCUGCCAUUCUUAGCAAAAGACACAUAUUCAGAGAUGUCUUUAUGGAUUUUGAUCCGGUGGCAGUGUCUAAAUUAAAUGACAAGAAGAUUGCAUUGCCGGGAAGCCCUGCAAGCUCUCUUCUGUCUGAACUAAAGCUACGAGCAAUUAUCGAAAAUGCACAUCAAAUCUGCAAGAUUAUAGAUGAGAUCGGGUCAUUCGACAAGUACAUUUGGAGCUUCGUGAACUACAAGCCUAUCGUUUCUAAUUUUCGCUAUCCUAGACAAGUCCCGAUCAAGACAUCGAAAGCAGAUACCAUUAGCAAAGACCUUGUCCGAAGAGGAUUCCGGGGAGUUGGCCCUACUGUCGUCUAUUCAUUCAUGCAAGUCUCGGGAAUCACCAACGACCAUCUCGUCAGUUGUUUCCGAUAUCACGACUGCAUAAUCGCCAGCGAUAUGGGAUGUAAGAACAACGACGAGACAGAAUCCAAGAAUAAAGACAAACCAUCCGAAGAUCAGCUCGAUUUAUCUGGAGACAUCGAUGAUUUAAACCUGUCGAGGUAGGAAAAAUCUGUGUCUCAUUCAUUCAGUUUAUCAUCAUCGAUAUCCCGCAACACUUUUCCCUGCUUAUGUACAAAUCCUUAUAAAAUUGUUUCCUCCAAUUCGUGUAUAUUACGAUAGAGCUUGCUCGCAAACCCGUCUGAAAAUGUGAAUUCGCUCGAUAAUUCUUACAGUUCCAAUACAAUCUCAACUAGGAAAA